GUACUAAUCAUGUGAGUGUUUUAUUACAAUAAACUGCAAGCGUGUUUUCCUUUUCCGAAAAUAGCACCAGUUGCAGAUUUGCACCUCAGGACGGGCCUCUUGCAAGUAAAAAUAGAAACCAUCGGAGUUAUUUUCGUUCAAUCCAUGGAUUUAUUCGGAACAUCGUUUUGAUGUACACCUACUGAUCAUAUUAGAAGACUGGACACAAAAUACCUCAUCAGCUGACCUUGCAUCAAGUAGAUGAUCGACCAGUUUCUUGAUUCUUUUGAUGUGUAGUCACAAACCAACUGGAUACCACUCUGAAAGCACACUAAUUAGUCUACGCGAUUCAUCAUCUAUAUAUAUACAGGAGUGACCUGUGUACUUGCGCAAACUUCGUUCUUGGCGGCCUCAAAAAGCUAACAGGAAUUGUGGGACCCUAGGAGACCAAAAUAUCGAAACAAACAGUUGAAAAUGAGUCUUUGGCUUUCCUUGAAGAUUGCUUUGUCGUCAGCGACAGGGAUUGAAUUCACAGACUGUACAUCCUACCUUAUCCUUAGUCUGUUCAACACAGAAGCAUCACAUUGGAGGGUAGCAAAGAAAAAAGUAAAAUAAUGGGGCGGAAAAAAAUACAAAUAUCACGUAUUUGUGACGAACGAAAUAGACAGGUUACAUUCACAAAGCGCAAGUUUGGCCUCAUGAAGAAAGCAUAUGAGCUGUCUGUGCUGUGUGACUGUGAGAUAGCACUCAUCAUCUUCAAUGGCUCCAACAAGCUGUUCCAAUAUGCCAGCACUGAUAUGGAUAAAGUGCUCUUGAAGUACACCGAGUAUAAUGAACCACAUGAGAGUCGCACUAACAAGGAUAUCAUUGAGGCUCUCAACAAGAAAGAACACAAAGGGUGUGAGAGCCCUGAACCUGUGGAACAAGAGCCCUAUGUCAGUGGUCUGCGAUGUGAAGAAAAGUUUGAUCACUUGUCAACAGAUGAAUAUCAGCGAAUCAUGCAACAGAAUGCAGCAUCCAUGAGGGGGCCUCCAUCCUCUCCCUAUGGAAGUCCUAAUUUGCAGAUGUCUGUUGGAGGCCUGUCUUCUCACCCAAGCAUAUAUCAAAGUCAGGGAACUUUGCUGUCACCAAGCCCUCAGAAUCACUCUCUCAGUCCUUCGCCAGGACUUCUACAGCCUCCACAAGUGGUUUCUCCACGACCUCACUCUGCAGGUGGAGUAGUGGAUUUAAAUCACUCGCCAGUCCCUACACCCAAUGGCUAUCAACAUCGCAUUUCUCCUUGUAGUUCACCUGGUGUAGUGCCUUGUGCCAAACCAAUGCAUAGAGGAUCUCCUGUACCAUUGCCCACAUCACCUGUGCCACAAGGGGCUGUAGUUUCAUCUUCACAGCAGCUUCGCCCCAAUCCUAGCCUGCGGAUUGUACCACCUGCAAUGCGCAGUGAUCAUGCUUCUGAAUCACAACGACGUUCACCUAACCCGUCAGCUGCACCAACCAAUUUAAUGACAGGCAACAUAAACUAUCCGUCCAGCAUUUCAACAUCUUUUCCUGCAAAUAAUUUCUGCCUGAGCAACAGUGACUUGAGUGCAGGAGGCCUGAUGUUUGGUUCGUGGGGUGGUCAUAAUCAGUCCUCCCUUGGCUCACCCAUGUCACACAGUCAGUCAGCUAUGGGACACCACAGUCCUGUGGAACAAAGCAUUUCGUUGAGCAGUCAUUCGUCUCCCAUGGGUGUCAAUAUUCUCAGUGGCAUUCACAUCAAAAGUGAGCCUAUUACUCCACCACGUGAAUCUACUACUCCCUCUGGACCUAUGCCACAUCACAUACAACAACAGCAACCUCAACAGCAGUUACGACCAUCAUCAGGAGGGAAUGGAACUGGUCAUUUAUCUCCAGGACAUGCCAUGUCACAUUCUGAUAGUUCAUCACCUGUAAGUGUGCAUGCCUUGGACUACGAAAGCCCAGCAGUAAAACGCUCACGUAUUGAGGCAUGGACCACCUAAUCAGGGCUUCACAAUGGAUUUUUUAAAGUUUUGGUCUGCCCAACAUUGUAAACAGCAUUCUGCCUCUGAGAGGAACUGUGGUAAUAGGCAGAAUUGCAAACUCUGCUUACUUGGCAUUCCCAGUCAUUGCGAUUUCUGCAGAAGGUGAAGACUGAUUUGGCACAAAAUAUGUGCUUAAAUACAAGAACAUUUUCGCCACUGUUGGCUCAUGAAACAUUGGUAACGCUGCCUUGACAUUCAAAUAAUCACCUGGACAUGCACAGAAUCCACCUAUUUAAAGAAAUAAAAUCUGGCAGGAAAUAAAAGUUUAAUUUUAACAUUAAAUUGUGCAGAAAUUAACUUUUCCUGCCUAUAUUGAUAUUGAUAGAUCACUUUCUCAUAUACUCAAAAGAAAUUGUGUCCUGAAGACUUUCCAAAAUUAUUUCAUACACAAGAUUAAUUAAAAUAUCAAUAAUUUGUUUUCAGUUUGAUAGGCAGAGAAAAAUCCUGAAGAUUCUUUGCAACAAAAUCACUUUCAUAAUUGUCAUCUUCUAUUUAUUUUAUUUAUAUGCCUAGUUUUUAAUCUCCUCCAUCUGCCAUUUGCUAUAUCGUCAUCCUUUUUGCUUGUGAAAGGAUGCAGCUAACUUGGCAAUGAGUCAGCAGUCACUAUGUGUGUUACCUCCCAUUUUGCAUCGAUCAGACUAAACAAAUAUAUGAUAUAUAUAUUAAAAAUUGCAUACAACAUAGUACUGUAAGGGGCUUAAGGAUGCAGAUAGUAAGUAGGCGACACUGUGUGUUAAGAAUCAUUGUUUAGUGGGUGCUACUGAAACUUUUAUUUAGUGGAUACUCACACUUCAAUAUUUUGAUUAAGUCACAUACCAAUGAAUGUGAAAUAUGGUAAUUUGUAUAAUAUGAUGAUGGUGACGGUUUGUUUUUUCCUCAGUUCUUUUCUUUUUCCUAACAAGAUUAUUAUCUGUGACUGUGUUGGACUGCUGGUUGCAGUUCUUUUGUUUGUACAUGCACACAUUGUACACAAACAUGCCACUAUGACAUAUAAAUUUUCUCUUAUACACAGAGUUAUAUCUUAAGAGUUGCAUACAGGAGUGUACAGAUCAGACAUUAUUUUUAUGAAAGAAGAGAGACUGAGGUAGAAAUCAAAGAUAAUUCUUUGAGUGAAAUCUGAUUUUGAUGCAAAAAAAAAGCUUUCCUUGCAAUAGUACUGCAUUUGUCUUAGUCAUUCACUGAUUUUGCAUGUUGCUUUUAGAUUAUUAAUUUGUUUAGCUUAAUCCAUAGUCAAGAUUUUAUGUUUUAUAUUUGUGUUAAUUUUAUUGAUUUAGAUGAAAACAUACAUCUUAUCAUUGUAGGCAAAUUGUUCCUGGAUGUAUUGUGAGACGUCUACCUAAUAAAUCCAACAACCUUAUUCAAGAAAGACAUUUACUUGACAUACCUUAUGACAGUUAAGCUGUGUGUGUUUGUAUAUUUAUACAUAUGCAUGUAUUAUGUGCUCGUGCAUGGUGUUUCACAUCUGUCAACUAGUCAUUUCUUUUUAAGUCUUUUUUUUGGUUUCACCAACAGUUUUCUUAAUUCUGUAACUCAGUUGUGAUGACACAUUUUAUGACUUCUAAAAUAAAAGUAACUGAUACUAAAUGUAUCACUAAAAGUAAAAACAUAUACUUUUAAAUAAUAAUUUAAGCACAAGCUUUUUGUUUUUAAUUAAAGCCAGUGGGAGAAAAUGUCAUAGCACAGUCAGGGUGUAAAAUAUCCCAACAUGUAACCAUAUUUAUGAUCUUAUCAUGUUACUUUUAAAUGGGCCAUUUCCAAUAUUUAUUUUGGGAGCUGAUUAUUGCUUCAAGAUAAAAAUUAAUGCCCUCUUUAUAUGUUGUUAUUUAAUCAUUUUCUUUUAUCGAUCAUGGAGUACAAAGGUGUGACGUCACAACAAGUUUUUUCGUUCUAUGAGGAAGGUAAAAGUAGAGAUGUUGAAGAGUGUUGAACACUUUCUGUGCAUUUUUGCAGCUUUAAUUUAGUGGAAAAUGCCAGACUGCUGCUGUGUCAAAAAUUGUUGCAGAAGUACAGUAAAAAGUGAAAAAGUUUGAAUUUAAAUGUUCUUUUCCACAUUGCCCAUUGUACUAAGAGUAAGAAAGGUACCUCAUGCAUAAAGUAUCAUAUAGAAGUCUGAGAUUGUAAAUGGGCGAAGCAGAUUUAAAAAAAAAAAUCACCUGUCAUACACUUAAGGCUUGGGAUAAUGUCUUUUAGUUCAUUUUGUCUAGAUUUAAACUGUAGUAAGUAAUCAACAAUCCCUUGUACAUAUGCUUGUGUUGCUCCUCUUGAAAACAAAUGUUAGUGAAUGUGUUGCUUUUUGGGUAUUGUUACGAUUUCUUUUGUCAGGCAAAACUUAAUAUAUAAUGGCUGUUUUAAUCACAAACAGAUGACAUGUGCUAAAGAGGAAUAGAGCAUGCAGUGAGAGAUUUUACACUUUUAUCAAACUAGCCACACUCGUGGUCAAACAAAGUGCAAAAGGAUAUCUCACUCUAAGACUUCAUUUGUAAUGCCUCAAAAUAAAAAUUGCAAAAACUAAAA
Messenger RNA from Pomacea canaliculata, 4532 nucleotides. Its product is annotated as myocyte-specific enhancer factor 2A-like. Gene Ontology annotation, biological process: positive regulation of transcription by RNA polymerase II. The transcript has 11 exons. The record is from RefSeq and is a predicted model, not a curated record. Gene Ontology annotation, molecular function: DNA-binding transcription factor activity, RNA polymerase II-specific; protein dimerization activity; RNA polymerase II cis-regulatory region sequence-specific DNA binding. NCBI's taxonomy places the organism in Eukaryota, Metazoa, Mollusca, Gastropoda, Architaenioglossa, Ampullariidae. Bases 594 to 1976 code for a protein of 460 amino acids.